Molecule: messenger RNA, 585 nt
Organism: Phycomyces blakesleeanus NRRL 1555(-)
Lineage: Eukaryota; Fungi; Mucoromycota; Mucoromycetes; Mucorales; Phycomycetaceae
Exons: 4
Coding region: 1-585 (194 amino acids)
Source: RefSeq, a predicted model, not a curated record
AUGACAAUGCACUACAAACAGCAUAAAACUAACACAGGGCAGGAAAGCCCUGAUAAGCCACGGAGCCCCAAAGUGAAGGUCAAAGACGUUCUAUUACACGAUAAGCGAUUACGUGAAAUAGACAGUGACGGUAUACUUCAAGAUGAGUUACUUUUUAUUCAGAUUGUUUCUGACACUCGAGAAGAUGUUACGGAUUGUAUCUUUAGUGGAAGAAGAGAAACAGCUGAUAAGGAUAGUAACGAAGAAGACAGAGAAGACGGGUACAGAGAGAAUGAUAAAAAUAAUGACAAUAACAACGAUAGCGACGAUAGCGACGACGACGAAAAUAAAAUUUCAAUAACAUCAACAGCGACAACACAAAUAAGAGCAAGAGCAGUCGAGUCACUGAAAAAUAACGUCUAUGUCUACAAUCCAAUGUUUGUUUUUUCUUCAGUUGUUUCAAUAAUACUUUUCAGGGUAGUUAAUGGUGAAAUUAUAUAUUACCAGCAAGUCAAUUUAGCUUUAAUUAACUUUAAACUUUUGAGUCGUUUCAAAUGCUGUAAUAAUAUUGACAGAAACAUAGACAACAAUCCUUGUCGCGCCUAA